Molecule: messenger RNA, 1632 nt
Organism: Gadus morhua (Atlantic cod)
Lineage: Eukaryota; Metazoa; Chordata; Actinopteri; Gadiformes; Gadidae
Product: G-protein coupled receptor 84-like
Exons: 2
Coding region: 79-1530 (483 amino acids)
Biological process (GO): neuropeptide signaling pathway
Cellular component (GO): plasma membrane
Molecular function (GO): urotensin II receptor activity
Source: RefSeq, a predicted model, not a curated record
CAUCAUUAGCAGGAUUUAGCGUUCAUCUGCAGGCUAGACGUGGAUGUGGCAGAAACUCGUCUUCAGUGUUCAUCUAUCAUGGAGCCAUCGGGUUGGAGAGACGCCUCAACAAGAAAUCUGACCCAUGAUUUGGACUCAGAUAACCAGACCUACUUCUCCUGCUACAACCCCCUGGUGGUUGAAUACCGUUACUUUGCCGUGCUGUGGGGGUGCCUUGUCACGAUCACUGGCACCGUGGGGAACCUGAUGACCGUCCUGGCCUUCGCCACUGACCCGUGCAUCCGGACCCGCUUCAACGUGCUGAUCGUCAACCUGGCGCUGGCCGACCUGCUGUACUGCGCGCUGCUGCAGCCCGUCACCACCGACCUCUACCUGCACCUGCGCUGGCGAGGCGGCGCGCUGGGCUGCCGGGCCUUCGGCCUGCUCCAAUUCGUCUCCAACGCCGUGUCCGUCCUCACGCUCUGCCUGAUCGCCGUGAGCCGCUACCUCCUGGUGCAGCGGAGGUCCACCUUCGAGCGGCUCUUCUCCGCCCGCGGCCUGCUGCUCCUGCUGCCCUCCACCUGGGCCCUGGGCCUGGCCAGCUUCUGCCCGCUCUGGCCCGUGUACGUCUUCGUGCCUCUGGUCUGCACCUGCAGCUUCCACCGGACGCGGGGCCGCCCCUACACCACCAUCCUGCUCUUCCUCUACUUCUUCGCGGGGCUGUUCUGCAUGGGCGUCUUCUACCUGCUGAUCUACCGGAGGGUCCGCCUGGCGGCCCGGGCCGUCCUCCGCUACCGGCCCAGCCGCCGCUCCUCCAGGAAGAGGGUCGCUCCGGCGGACGGCACGGAGGACGACAGAGGCGUCAGCAGCGGAUGGGCCCCCACGUGCACCAGUGAGGUCGACAGCCAGGGGGAACCACCCGCACGCAGGGCCGGAUUCACGUGGUACAAGGAGCCGGGGGAACCACAGCCGACUCGCUCUGCCCUGGACUCGCACACGGCCAGGGCAAGGUCCUCCCCAGAGGAGCCGGCCACCACCCUGUCAGCCACCACCCCUCCGGCUUUGACCCCACCAUCUACGACCCCGCCACCAACGUCCUUUCCGUCCGCCUCCCCUCCAUCUAAGACCCUUCUGUCCACCUCCCCUCCAUCUAAGACCCCUCCGUCCACCUCCCCUCCAUCUAAGACCCCUCCGUCCACCUCCCCUCUGUCUACGACCCCUCCAUCCACGACCCCCCCCCGUGCGACCCAGAGCUCCGGGGGCGACGAGUUGAAGCGGGUGACCCGAAUGUGUUUCGCCGUCUUCCUGUGUUUCGUGUUCUGCUUCGUCCCGUUCCUGCUGCUGAACCUGGCCGACCAGGGGGGCCGCGCUCCGCAGAUCCUCCACAUGUUCUGCGCCAACCUGACCUGGCUCAACAGCUGCAUCAACCCGCUGCUCUACGCAGUGAUGAACCCCCAGUUCCGCCGGUCCUACCAGCUGCUGCUCACCAGGGCCUUCUCGCCCCUGGGCCGUCUCUGGAGGGCCCUGAGGAGCAGGUCGGCCUCCUGCUAGUCCUCCAUGUCUGUAGACUUAUGCCGCUUUUCCACCGCACAUGUAGCUCGACUCGACUCGACACGGUAGCAGCACGGGUCAUUUUCCACCGCAAAUAGUACC